Molecule: messenger RNA, 2175 nt
Organism: Clonostachys solani
Lineage: Eukaryota; Fungi; Ascomycota; Sordariomycetes; Hypocreales; Bionectriaceae
Source: the annotation of a GenBank genome assembly
AUGCGAUGCACCUAUUGCCUGGGCCUCAACAUUCAAAAAUUGAUUGAUCAUGCCGAAGUUGAAUUUUCGGGGUGGUACGUCCCCAAGAUUUCCUUCUAUCAGCACUAUCCAUCAAUUCACGAGCUGGAAAAAUCAGCUGAUGAGGGUUGCGACCUUUGCGUACUUAUGAUACACGCCUUCAAAACUUCUAGAACAGAUGAUCACCGGUAUUAUGCUAGAGAGGACAGUGAUCUGCUUAGCGCCAUUAAGGAGUGGGUAGAAACUUCGUCUAUCCGAAUUUCUAUCCAGGCGAACCACAUAUACACUGCCACACCAUUAGAGGAAGCUCAAAUGCUGGACCUGCUCCAGAUCUCAGCUGGUGAAUAUCAGGAGACAAGUUCAGACCCUGAUGAGAGCUAUCUCCAAGAACCGCCAACAGUGUUCUUGCAGUUGUUGACACCUCUAGAUCGCCCAUUGAAACUUGGAAGAUAUGAUAUUGGACGCUUCAAAACAGAUGUAGACCUUGGAUCGGACUCCAAUGUCGCUAUAGCAAAGAAUUGGAUCGAUACGUGCGCACAUCAUCAUCGAGGCUGCCCUUCACCAGAUCCCACAAGCUUUCCAACACGUGUUCUUGAUGUAGGGACAGUCGAAGAUGCGAACUGUAGCCUACUGAUUCCUAAAACCGGGUUCAUUUCGCGAUAUGUAGCAUUGAGCCAUUGCUGGGGUGGCCCUAUUGAAAAUGUCCUACUCAAGAAAACACUAGCUGAGUUCCAGACCGGCAUAGAUUGGGACGAUCUCAAGGCAAAUUUUCAAGAUGCUGUUAUAAUUACCCGAAGUCUCGGACUCAGGUACCUCUGGAUUGAUUCCUUGUGCAUUGUUCAAGAUGAUCGCGAUGAUUGGGCUGUUGAGUCCACAAAAAUGGCCGACCUUUAUCGCAAUGCGUUUGUGACGAUAUCAGCAACGUCAUCACCUGUCAGCAGCCAUGGUAUCUUCCAGACUCCCAUAGAGGUGGAAAACCCAGGUCCACCAGCUGUUGAUAUAUGCCUAUCUAGCGACAAUCGGACUACUGUUUCAGUCGCAGUGUUCAGUCAAGGAGACAAAUCCAAGGUUGAAGAUCUUCGUUGGCUCUAUAUUUACUCACCAUUAUGCAUGCGCGGCUGGUGUCUGCAGGAGUCUGUGCUAUCUCCGAGAAUACUUCACUAUGGUGUCUCUAAGAUCUACUGGAAGUGUUCCCGUGGCUUUCAAUCUGCAGAUGGUGCCCUUCCGGGCAAUUUGUUCCCCGAAAACGAGUUCUAUCCGGCGCUAUCUUCUGUUUUGUACUCAGACCUUGCAAGGGAUGGUGAUUCAUCAACGAUAGUUCCCCUAAACAAAAGGAUGCUCAUGGAUGAGUUCUAUGAACUGGUCAAUCAAUAUACGAAGAGAAAGCUAUCGUACUGGGUGGACAAGUUGCCGGCUUUCUCUGGACUUGCUCAGAAGAUGCACACCGCUAUUGGUGGGACGUACCUCGCCGGUAUAUGGAGUAAAGACAUCAGAAGAGGCCUCUCAUGGCAGAAAGAAAUGACAUGGGCGAAACAUGCGUUGACUUAUCAGGCCCCAUCAUGGUCGUGGGCCACGACUAACGACUUGGUCAAUUUUACUAACCCCGAUUCUUUCGAGGAUGACGAAAAUCUUACCCUUGUAGAAUCGGACGUCCAGUUAGCCAAUGAAAAUAACCCCUACGGCGCUGUGAGGUCUGGUUAUAUUAUUGUCCGUGGCCUUACAAUGGAGCUCUGGCGUACUCUGGGGACGAUCAGCCAGACAGAGCUUGAAUCAACGACAGACUUUGGGUCGGCCCAAUGGGAUGAGCCAAUAUUUCAAGGAGACUCCCACGGACUGACAAUGAGGCAUAUAUGUGAAGUGGUAGAUGCCGAAACAGGAGAGCAGUCAUUUUUUGUGGAGGGGAUUAAUGCUGAAUAUCGUGACAUGCUCGAGGCAACAGUAGCGGGGCUGGACGAUAUUGAGUCGAAGAGCUAUACUGUUCUUUUGCUGAGCAAGGCCAGCCCCACAGAAGAAGAUCAAAGAGAAGGGGGGCAUUGCAUCAUACUAGAAAAGCAGACGGAGGAGAAUGUAUACCGAAGGGUAGGAUUGCUGUCUUUGUCUGGGUACCCUCUCACACGAUUCAAAGGUUGGAAGACCGAGACUUUGAAACUUAUAUGA